AUGGCUGAAUAUAAAGACUUACAGACAGCAGGAAAAAUGGAUUCGUCCUUUUUUGUAAGUCGAAAGGAAUUAAUCGAAUGGGUCAAUAGAUAUUUAAAAUUGAAUAUAACAAAAGUAGAACAAUGUUCUAAUGGAGCAAUAUAUAUACAAUUAUUAGAUAUUCUUUUUCCAAAUAAAUCAGUUUUACAUAAAGCAAAAUGGAAUGCCAAAAUGGAAUAUGAAUGUAUAAUAAAUUAUAAAUUAAUCCAAAGUGUUUUUAAUAAACUUGGUAUAAAGAAAUAUAUGGAUGUAGACAAAUUAAUAAAAGGAAAAUAUCAAGAUAAUUUCGAAUUCUUACAAUGGUUUAAAUCAUUUUUUGAACGUAUUAUAGAUUAUAAUAACGAGCAAGUAAUUAAUUAUGACCCAAUAGAAAGGAGAAAAUUGUGCCUCUUAGGUGAGAGAGGAGAUUAUAAGCAACUUAAUAAUUAUCUCCCCGAAUGGGCCAAAACUGAUAUAAAUGUUUUAAAAGAAAAAAAAUAUAUAUAUAGUGAUAAUAAUAUAGGAACAAAUUUACACAAGACCAAAAACUUGGAACAUACGGAUAGUGUUAAUCGGGAGAUUUCUAUAGGAUGUGGAAAAGGCACAUCAAGAGGUAUGAACAGUAGUAUUGUAAAUAAUAAUAUAAAUAAUAAUGUAAAUAAUAGUGCAAAUAUUAAUAUAAAUAAUAAUAGUGUGUCUAAUAAUGUAAAUAAUUAUAUUAAUAGUAAUUUGUAUAGUGCCGUUACAUCUUCUACUACAACAUCAUCAAAUAAUAAUAACAAUAAUAAUAAUAAUAAUAAUAACAAAAUUGUAAAGAGCGAAAAAGGAACUAUGCAUAUAAAUUUAAACAAUGAUCAUCAUAAUAAUAAUAUAAUUAAUAGUAAUAAUAAUACAUCUUUGUUAUCCUCUUACAAUGAUAUAAAUAUAAAUAUACAUAAAAAUAAAAAUACAUCUAAUCAUCAUAAUAAUAAUGUUAACAAAAGAUUGUCUCUUUCAAAUAAUAUUUUUUCGCAAGGUUCUUUAUCCUAUUAUCAUAAUAAAGCCAAAAUUUUAGAAAGUCAAAAAGAUUACAAUUCUUUAAUGGACCAAAAUAAAAAAUUAAAAACACAAUUAGAAAACAAAAAUCAAGAACUUUUAUUAAUACAAAAUAAAUUAAAAGAAGAAGAAAAUGAGAAAAAAAUUCUUCACUUUCAAAAAAAUUUCUAUUAUAAUAAAUUACGUUUUCUAGAAUUGUUAUGCAAUCAGACUGACGAUAGUUACAUAUUAAUACAUGACAUACAACAAAUCAUAUAUGCUCGUGAUAAUACUUAUUUUCAUCACACUGUUUCACUAAAGGAUAAAAAUAAUACAGAAGAUAAUGAAUCUAUAGAACCUAACAAUACUAAUGAAUUGUCUCUACAACAUACUAUACCUCAUAAUGAGUCCCUUACAUAUAACACACAAGCUUCGAUAGACUACGCCACAUACUGUUCAUAA
Molecule: messenger RNA, 1494 nt
Organism: Plasmodium gaboni
Lineage: Eukaryota; Apicomplexa; Aconoidasida; Haemosporida; Plasmodiidae
Product: EB1-like protein
Exons: 1
Coding region: 1-1494 (497 amino acids)
Biological process (GO): regulation of microtubule polymerization or depolymerization; protein localization to microtubule plus-end; spindle assembly
Cellular component (GO): microtubule plus-end; spindle midzone; cytoplasmic microtubule
Molecular function (GO): microtubule plus-end binding
Source: RefSeq, a predicted model, not a curated record